UUUCUUUAACGUAUCGGAGAGUUUGUUGAUUUGUAAUAGUUCUGUUUGUUUCAAUUCCAAAUUCGAUUUCUGUUUUUCCUUCUCUAGCAUCUCUGCGUUGCUAAGACACUGGACGCUGCUUUCUUUAUUAGCAAGGAAAAUCUGAAUUCCUCCAGCACUCAGGAUGGGGAAAGAUUAUUAUUCUAUACUGGGAAUUGAAAAAGGGGCUUCUGAAGAGGAUAUCAAAAAGGCUUACAGAAAACAAGCGCUUAAAUGGCAUCCAGAUAAGAACAAAUCUCCACAUGCAGAGGAAAAAUUCAAAGAGGUUGCAGAAGCUUACGAAGUGCUGAGCGAUCCCAAAAAGAGAGACAUUUAUGAUCAGUUUGGGGAGGAAGGUCUGAAAGGAGGAGCUGGAGGACCUGAUGGACAGGGUGGUACCUUCCGGUACUCCUUCCAUGGUGACCCACAUGCUACAUUUGCAGCUUUCUUUGGUGGCACAAAUCCUUUUGAGAUCUUCUUUGGAAGGAGGAUGCCUGGUGGCAGAGACACUGAAGACAUGGAGGUGGAUGGCGAUCCAUUUGGGUCCUUCACUAGUUUUAGUAUGAAUGGUUUUCCAAGGGAAAGGAAUACAGUUGGUAGCCAAUUACGUCGCAAACAAGAUCCCCCUGUAAUCCAUGAACUUAAAGUGUCAUUGGAAGAGAUCUACCAUGGCUGCACAAAAAGGAUGAGGAUUUCACGUAAAAGGCUUAACCCAGAUGGUAGAAGUGUCCGAACAGAGGACAAAAUUCUUACUAUUGAGAUAAAAAGAGGGUGGAAAGAAGGCACCAAAAUCACUUUUCCAAAAGAAGGUGAUGAAACACCUAACACAAUUCCAGCUGAUAUUGUUUUUAUCAUUAAAGAUAAACCUCACUCUCACUUCAAGAGAGAUGGAUCAAAUAUUAUCUAUCCUGUUAAGAUCAGCUUAAGGGAGGCUUUGUGUGGCAGCUCUAUCAAUGUGCCAACGAUAGAAGGAAGAACCAUACCCAUGACAGUAAAUGAAGUUGUAAAGCCUGGGAUGAGAAGAAGAAUUAUAGGAUAUGGUUUGCCGUUUCCCAAAAAUCCUGACCAACGUGGAGACUUAAUUAUAGAGUUUGAAGUAAUUUUCCCAGAUAACAUUUCUCCAGCAUCAAAAGAAGUACUUAGGCGAAAUCUUCCAGUUUCAUAAAACGAAGACUGUGUAUGUCAACUGUUUAAAUAGGACACUGGAAAUGCAGAAGACUGGCAAGUCUGUGCUUUAAAAGUGCAAUCUGUAACAACUAGUGGAAUAUUUGUUUUUUUUUGUUUUGUGGGAUGGGUGGGGGGAAAUAUGUAAUGCUGCA
Messenger RNA from Nipponia nippon (crested ibis), 1337 nucleotides. Lineage: Eukaryota; Metazoa; Chordata; Aves; Pelecaniformes; Threskiornithidae. The record is from RefSeq and is a predicted model, not a curated record.